AUGAAAAGAAAUUUAGCGACUGAGAGAAAAAAACAACAAACAAUAAACGAGCAUAAAUAUUGGUUUAAGAUCGAAAAUUACCUCGAAUCAUUUCAACCAAAUAUUCGCAUUUUAAAGUUAUUCGGACUUUUUCCAUUUACUAUACAUCGAUAUCAAUCGAGGGAGUGUAAUUCCUUCCAGGCGCUUAAAACAGACAUCAAAUUGAAGGACAUAACAAUUUUCAUAUUGUGGCAAACAUUUUUUUUGCAAAUGUUGUACACUUCUUGGCCCCAAGCGUUUUUUAAACUACCGGUCUCUCGAAUUAUGAUAAUAAUAACUUUUGUGUUAUAUCUGCUGGCUGGAAUGGAUUGUUCAAUUUCGGCUUCACUAACGAUUAUUUUUCGCCAGAAAUUCGUACAUAUGGUAGGCUUGGUACAAAAAGCCGAUGAACUGAAUAUGCAAUUGGCACUCAUCUAUUACUAUGUUAUGAGAACACUACACGUAACCUCAGUCUCAGCGUUUAUAGCAGGAUUAUAUAGUUUUCGAGAGCGGUUUCAAGUACUCAAUAAACAUAUAUACAUUUGUUUUCUACAGCAAACUGCUGAUGGUCAAGAGGUUUCUUCCAACGAAAUGCUUAAAAAAUUGCAUGUGCUCAUCGAAAUAUACAGCAAGCUGUGUGAUGCCAUUCGCUUGUUUUGCAUGGUCUUUGUGUGGCUGCCAAUGAUGUUUUGUGCUACAGUCGUAAUAACAGUUGUUUUCGCCAUUCUUGCCAUUAGUCAUGUAAUAUCCAAUCCAGCUCCAAUUUUGCAAGCGCUUGCAAUAGUCUAUACUGCAAUCACAGUGUUAUUCACAAUUUUGUUUGUGUUGCUCAUCAAAUUUGGUGCUGAUCUCAAAAAAGAGGGUAAGAAGACCGCCAUGCUUGUCCAUAAAGCAAUAAAUCAAUUAUCUAAAUACCCGGAAGUGGUACAACGGCUGGUUAUGUUUUCUCGAUUUCUGCACUACCAAAAGCCGGUUGUAUCAUGUGGAUUGUUUUGUUUCGAUUGGACUUUGCUGUUUUCGAUUACUUCUGCAUUUGCUACGUACAGCAUUAUAUUGAUUCAGUUUGAGCUUGGAGUACCUAAAUUCUUCAUCAGUGGCAUAUUGCAAUUACACCAUGAGCAUAAUACUACCCAUCGAUAA
Molecule: messenger RNA, 1158 nt
Organism: Anopheles nili
Lineage: Eukaryota; Metazoa; Arthropoda; Insecta; Diptera; Culicidae
Exons: 7
Coding region: 1-1158 (385 amino acids)
Biological process (GO): sensory perception of taste
Cellular component (GO): membrane; neuronal cell body; axon
Source: RefSeq, a predicted model, not a curated record